CGUCCAUACACAUCGGACUGGACCUGCUCCUGUCCUGGUGGUGUGGAAGCAAGGCAUCGCCCUAAACCAGACGCACAAGGGUUUCCUCUUGCGCUCAACCACUACCGGCCACUCCACCACCAUGCCAUGCCCUCGCGUGCAAACCACACACCCCGCCUCUGCAUCUACCACUACUCUUGCAAGCUAACAACCUUUGUGUGUGCCUAGCUUGCAUCUCUCUCGUCAAGGCACCAACCCAACAUUUGGCUCUUCUUCUUCUUCUUCUUCUUCCAACCUCAGAACAGAUAUCUCUCUAACUGCCAGGAUCAUCCGAAACGGCAUCCUGUGUAUGAUGGAGUCGGCGGCGAGGUUGCGGUACCGCCGGCCGGACGAAGGCGGAGGAGCAGAGGCCGAGAGCAGCAGCAGCAGCCAGGCCGAGCAGGAGCAGGAGCUGGAGCUGGAGGUCCCCUGCCUGCUAGACAUCUACGUGCACCACGCGCGCGGCAUCCACAACAUCUGCAUCUACGCCGACCAGGACGUGUACGCCAGGUUCGCGCUCACCUCGGCGCCCGACCACGCCCCGGCGCUCUCCACGCGCGUCGCGGCGGCGGGCGGCGCCAGCCCGCGCUUCGACGAGCGCCUCCCGCCGCUGCGCGUCCGGCCCGGGAGGGUCGCCGUAGACGUGCUCAAGUGCGAGGUCUGGAUGCGCAGCUGCGCUAAGCGGAUGCUCGACGACCAGCUCCUCGGCUUCGCGCUCGUCCCGCUCGCCGCCGUCGCGGCCGCCGACGGCGCGCGCCUCGACCGGGACUUCGAGCUCUCGUCCACCGACCUCUUCCACUCGCCCGCGGGGACCAUACGCCUCUCCCUCGCCCUCCACUCCGGGAUCCCCGGCGACGCCUGCCCGCCACCGGAGCGCGGCGCCGAGUCGUCCAUCGCAUCGGAGGUGGUCAUCCUCGAGCCCGUGCCACCCGUUGACUACUCAAGGAUCCAGUUCGAUGACCUUAAGGUGGACCAAGAAAACCAAGCCAUGGCCGUGCAGUACCUCCCGUUCUUGCGCCUCGGGGAGACGCCGCGGCCGCCGGAGACCAUGGAGGACGCCGAGAUGAGCACGAGCCCGCGCGGGGAGAAGGCAGCGUCAUCGGAAGACGGCAGCAAGAACGCCUCGACGACGACCAGCACGGUCAGCGACGACAGGGUGAUCUCUGCUUCCGCCGGGGCGGUAGAGAAGCCGGUCGCCGACGCCGACAAGGCCACCACGGUGCCCAUGUCCUGCCGCUCGCCGGACACACCGACGUCCUGCAGCGGGCACAAGGCCAGCGACGUGUUCAAGUCGCCGCUGGGGGACAUCGACAUCGACAUGGAGGCCGAGCAGAGCGCUAUGCAGCGGCAGAUCAUGGAGAUGUACGUGAAGAGCAUGCAGCAGUUCAGCGAGUCGCUGGCCAAGGUGCAGCUGCCGUUGGAGCUUGACGGUGUCGUCGUCCAGAAGGAGGAGAAGCCUGGCAGCAACAAGGUGAUCCACAUCCAGCCGCAGCAGCAGGUGAAGAAGGAGGGGGCGAGGGUGUUCUACGGAAGCAGAGCUUUCUUCUGAACAAAACUUGCAAAGUAAAUUCGGGACAGCAAUAAUCUGCCGUUUCACAAUUAUUAGGGUUUUUCCUGUCAAUUGAUUGAUGUUGUUAACUUAGUUCAUUCGAUCAUCUAAAGUACGGAUUCACAUACUGUAAUAUAGUUGAGACUUGAGAAGUUUGAGAGUAAAAGUGGAACAUAAUUUUGCGUGGCCAGUCACCAGUGUAGUACGCUCUGUUCAAUCUUCAGAAACACAACAUAACUCUGUGAAGCCAGAUAAGAGUGUGAAGUUUGUGCA
Molecule: messenger RNA, 1840 nt
Organism: Panicum virgatum (switchgrass)
Lineage: Eukaryota; Viridiplantae; Streptophyta; Magnoliopsida; Poales; Poaceae
Exons: 2
Coding region: 329-1567 (412 amino acids)
Source: RefSeq, a predicted model, not a curated record